AUGCGAUUGCACCAUACCAUACCACGUUCAUUACAGUUCCAACGCAGGCUGGGCAGCACUCCAAAACGGGAUGCUGUCGACAGCGACUUCAGGCAUUACUACCAUUUGGCGGCGUUGGAAUUGCUACUAGUUCAUCAUGGAUUCAGGCCGUGUGAAACGACUUUGUCAUCGCAGCAAGACAUGCACCAGCUGGAGAAGACCAUCUCGGCAGUUGAAGCUUUUCAGAGAAACCGCAGCUUGCCGUCGGACCCCCUCGGCCUGAACGGACCUUUCUGGGAGGAGUUGGUGGUCCCGGUGAAGCCAGGCGACGAAAGUGCGGCUGUGCUUGCUCUGCGCUGGCUGGUUCAAUCUACCUCUCAGGUCUCCAGGCCACCGCUGUGGGACACAAUGGAGGUGGAACGACAUGGGUGUCAAGCCCAGCUGGAUGCCUCGAUGCAGGCACAAAUUCAAGGAAGUCUUGCUGCUAACGCGGAGCUCAUGAAUGAAUUCAAUGCUUCGUGGCCAGUGGGACUCCCUUCCUCGGUGUGGCGCCAUCUCCUGCAACGUGCAGAGCAACGGGUAGCUUCCGGGUGCCUGGGCCGCGCCUUCGUGGCCAGGGCCUUCGGCGUGGCAUGGGUCUUUGUUUGGUGCUUGAGUGCUGGCUUCUUCGCGUUUUUCCACAUCGAUGGCUGGAACCAUGGAAGCUCCGAGAAAGCGUGCAUGGAGCCCAAAACGUUCCGCAAAGUUCUCAGAUUUGGCCACGAAGUGGCAUUGCUUGGUGUGGUGAUGUUGAGUCACAGCUUGUCUGUGCUCGGGCUUUGGUCUUUCCCAUCUGACCUGGUUUCCCAAGUGUUUGUAGGCUUUCAGAUCACAGCGGCUGCAGUUGUUGCCGUGCGUCUUGCCGCAAAGCGGGGAAGGCGCCUGCCGCCUCAGAAGAAAUGCAUCAAGUACUCGGCGCCUAUUUUGCUGAUGGUCCUAGCCUUUUUGUUCUACUGCCUGGUGAGCUUGGUUCCGGGGCUCCAUGGGCUCUGGUACGCAGUGUUCUUAGCCGGGCUGUUGGCUGCUUGGUCCAUCGCGGUACUGGUCAUCGCGGACUGGAACCGUGUCAUGAAGUGUGGCCUGUUUUUCGCAAUGUGGAUACUGGCAUUCGUGGCUCCAACGUUGUUGUCAAUUCUCGUAGGUUUGCUUGGAACCUUUGGAUUUUGGCUUUCUGCGUUCACUCCUGUGCUGUUGCUGCUCUUGUCUCUAGCGGCUGAGCGGCUCAUAGGCCCUCUGAUAGAAGUAAAGUGUGAAUAUACAGCGGAAACGAACUGGAUGCUCGCACUGCUGUUCAGGAUGUGCAUCGAGCAGGUCCGAUUCAACACCGCCCUUGCGGUGUUGCUCCUCUCGCUCCUUGCUCAGAGGGGAUUCGGCCCAUUCCUCCUGCACCUUGUGCAGAGCUUCCUCUUCGCCGUAGCGCUUCGACGGCCGAAGAUCGUGUGUACGUCCAGAGAUGCAUUGGCCUCGGCCCCGCAGAGUGCCUUCUGCCGCUACCUGUUCCAUGCAUCGCAGAUCGUCUCGCACACAGGCUCCGGAGCCAUUUGGCAGUACCGGUCGGAGGCAGUGGUCCUACCUCUGGAGAUUGCACUUUUCUUGACUCACAUGUUCCAGCUGCUCCUCGUGGGGAUGCCGGUCGGCGUUUCGGCGGCGUCGUGGUGGUUGGGGCUGGUGUUGUUGGUAUUGUUCUCCACGGGGUGUGCUUUCCACCUGGCGUCGGAUGCUCUUCCCCCACAUCCCUUGGUCGGCUCUUCCUGGGCAUCUCAUCGCCAUUGUCCUCGGUGUCGCUAUGGCCACCGCCACGUUUUCACAAGUGCAUUUCUUGUGGUUCUUCUAUGCCCAUCACUGGGCUGUGUGCUACAUCGGUGGCCCUUCAAGCACCGGCAUGGAGGUGGUCGAGGACGAGGAUGCCGGCGGAAGCAUCAUGACGGGUGUGAUUGGCGUGGUGCUCCUCGUGGCUCACGUGUACUCUUUCUGCUUGUGGUCGCUGUGGCUUGGGCGGUUGGAAUGCGCCCGGCAGCCUUCGAAGGAACGGAGCCGGAACAAGCAAGAGCUGGUGCAGGCCUUCAGGCGGUCUGCGAGCCUUACCCUGGACGAUCGGCAGCAGAAGAAGGCAAUGCUGGUGCAGCACCAAGAAAGCAGAAGAGUGGAAAGGCUUCUUGA
Symbiodinium sp. CCMP2592 is the source of this 2178-nucleotide messenger RNA. The record is from the annotation of a GenBank genome assembly. NCBI's taxonomy places the organism in Eukaryota, Dinophyceae, Suessiales, Symbiodiniaceae.